CACUUUACAGUUUAGGUCGGCUUUACUCUUUUUACCCGUUUGUUUCCUAGUCCCGUAGAGUAGGGCAUGGCAGAUGUCUGCGUCGUAGGAAAGAAGAGUGCGUGAGAGAUAAUGGAGUGUAGUGUUAGAGGGGCCGCCCCGCCCAGCCCAGUCAACGGUUCUUUAAACUCUACACCUCUCAUCUCAACCAUUUGACAAGAAUUCUAAGCGUUUGCCUGGCUUUAGGCAGGCAAGCAGGCAGGCAGGCAAUUGAGCUUGUGUGGUUGCAAAAGACACUGGUUGACUCAUCUCAGUGGUGGAGGGAACAGUCCACAUCUUCUUCUUGGGGAAGAAACUCAGGCAUUUUGGUAUAUGAGAAAGGAGAAAUUUCCUGAGAGUGGGCAUGAAGGGUGAAUCAUUUGGAUUCGGAAUAAGAUAAUCCAUUGGGUAAAAGAAAAGGAAAGUGAACCUGAUGAAUCCAGAAGAUCCAUUGAAGAGCCUUUCAUUAGACUACUUGAAUCUGCUUGUCAAUGGGCAGGCCUUCAGUGAUGUAACUUUCACUGUGGAGGGAAGGCAAGUGCAUGCCCACAAAUGUAUCCUGGCUGCACGGAGUCCCUUCUUCCGGAUGAUCUUCUGCAACAAUGAGGCCAUGAAUGAGCAAGGUGGGCGAGGUGAUAGUUCUUGUUCUCAGGUAAUUCCUGUGGGAGUUGUUGGGUAUGAAGUAUUUAUGAUGGUCUUGCAGUUCUUGUAUAGUGGGCAGGCGUCCAUAGUCCCAGAGAAGCACCAAGGAAGGCUUAACUGCAGCGAGAGAGGAUGCUGGCAUACCCAUUGUACAUCUGCUAUUCACCUUGCCCUAGAUACGCUCUCUGCGGCUCAUUUCUUUGGCGUCGACCAGCUCUCCGUUAUCACACAGAAACAGCUAGCCAGCAUGGUGGAAAAGGCAUCCAUAGAAGAUGUUACCAAGGUGUUGAUGAUAGCGAGGAAGCAAGAUCUGCAGUACCUAUGGAACACAUGCUCUCACCUCUUGGCCAAAUCUGGAUUACGCACUGAGGUCCUAGCAAGGCAUCUCCCAUCGGAUGUGGUGGCCAAAAUUCAGGAAAUAAGGCUCAAAUACUCAAACUAUGGAAGACCCAAUAUUCAUAUAUUGCCUAACAAUGAAGUGGCCACCAGCAGUUCGAUGGAGGAACAGAAUAUACGACGUAUGCAGAGAGCUUUAGACUCCUCAGAUGUGGAACUGGUGAGACUCAUGGUGAUGGGUGAAGGGCUAAACCUAGACAAAGCCCUGGCAUUACAUUAUGCUGUGGCUAACUGUAGCAGAGAAGUGGUGAAGACAUUGCUAGAACUAGGAGCAGCAGAUGUGAACCACCCAAGUCCUGGAGGAAGAACAGCUCUACAUAUUGCCUCAGAAAUGGUAAAUCCAGACAUGGUUGCAGUUCUCCUAGACCACCAUGCCAAUCCCAACGUCCGAACAGACAAUGGUACCACUCCCUUUGAUAUCCUCCAGUCCUUGGCUUCAGAUUUUCUGUCCAGAGCUGCAGGAAGUGGAUCCAUGCCCAUCUCUCACCUGAAGCACAACAAGCUCAGGCUCUGUCUUGAACUCCUCCAAUCUGCCGCCCUUGUCUUGUCCCGAGAAGAAGAAACUUCCAUUUCAAUGCAGCAGGAAACCUCUGGUUCUUCUUCUGUACCUGCGAUGGCUCUUUCUCCCAGAAGCAGAAUGAUGCAGCAGGAACAGGAGCAGGAGCAGGAGCAGGAUCAUUCUGUCCGAGCCUCUAAGACGACCGACAGAAGCAGUCAACUUGUGGGUAUGGAUUCCAGAAUGCUCUUCUUGAAUCUCGGUGACCAGGCAGCCUCCAGGGAUGAUAAUAUGAAUCCAACAAGGAGACUAUAGUAUCUUUUUCACCCAUUUUUUCUAUGAACCCCAAGAUAAUAUGGAUCCAGGGAUGGUACUAUGGACCCAACAAGGAAACUAUAGUAUCUUUUUCAUCCACUUUCUCUAUGAAGCCAAGGAUAUAAAGUAUUAGUACAUCCUUCUGCAUGUUUUUCGUUCCUUUACAAUGGGUUUUUGAAGAAUCUUUGUUUCCCAAGAUUGAAGAGCAUCAGGUGACCAGGAACUCGGAAAGCUUUACAAAAACUUUGAUUUUUCCUAGCUCGACUUUUGUUUUCUGUUUGCAUGAGUCUUUCCUCGUUGAAGUCAGGAAACCAUCACCAGAGAAUCUCAUUUCCUUGUCCAGGAGCUGCAGCAAUCAACCUCAUCAGACAUUUGAGGCUGGAAGAUAAACACAACGUGAUAGCACAAGGAAGAAGACAUAAACGCAGUUGAAAGGAAGAAUGAUAAAAAUUUGGUUUUGUUGCAGAAGAAAGAGGUGAAAUGUAAGACAAGACAAGAAAAACUGGAAGAUUAUGUGGACUCGGCUUUCACACUUCAACAGAUUUAGAAUACAUUUAAAUGGCUACUCAAGAGUUUAGUGAACAUCUGAAUAACGGAUGGAUGGAGGUUCACCAAAGCUUCAGAUUUCAUUUUAGUGUACAAAAGUAAUAUUAACGCUGCUAGAAUUAGUUCAAUAUCGCUGAUAAUUUUGUUGGAUAAUUGCUGUUAGAAUGAUAACGGACUUGAUAAAUUGCUUCAUAAUAUUUAAGUUCUCUAGUUUUUUGUUGACAAGAUGGUUAUCAGAUAGUUUAUGAGAAUGCAUCAAUAUUUUUUAAAAUUUAGUAUC
Messenger RNA from Cryptomeria japonica (Japanese cedar), 2693 nucleotides. RefSeq names its product BTB/POZ domain and ankyrin repeat-containing protein NOOT2. NCBI's taxonomy places the organism in Eukaryota, Viridiplantae, Streptophyta, Pinopsida, Cupressales, Cupressaceae. The coding region runs from base 452 to 1867 and encodes 471 amino acids. The record is from RefSeq and is a predicted model, not a curated record. Gene Ontology annotation, biological process: plant organ development. Gene Ontology annotation, molecular function: protein binding. The transcript has 3 exons.